UGUUAUAAUUCAUUAGUCUGUAAUAAUUCUUGUUUUGCUGUAUAGAAAUGUAAUCAUUAAGGACUUUUGACCUCUCAAAUGUAAAUAUAUCUUCAUGUCUUCCCUUCAGACAAAAAACCAUUAACACUGGUAAUGGGUUGUUCUGUAUACCCUUCAAAUACUACCGAAACUUGCUUCCCUGCUUGCUUUCUUGGGUGAAAUUAGUAAAAUGGCAGAAAAACUUGCAGCAUCAAGGCAUUUCUUCAAGGUCAUGAUACCUGGUUUCCAGCAAAAACUGAAUUUGCCACCGGGUUUUUGCAAGAAGCUAAAGAAAGAGAAAUCAAGAGAGGCAAUAGUGACAAGUGGGAAAGGAACAUGGAAGAUGAAGGUGUGCAGAAACGUGGGAGGUGGGAUGAUGAGCUUGGAAGAUGGAUGGGGUGCGUUUGUGUGUGCGCAUGGGCUGAGUGUUGGAGACUUUGUUGUGUUUGAACACACUGGUCAGCUGCAUUUCAAUGCUUUGGUGUUUGAUCCCAGUGCCUGCGAGAAAGAGUUUCUUGUUGAGUUCAAGAAAGAGCAUCGUCAUCAAGACACUGCUAACACCAGGAGGAAAUCAGGUCAUGUUUCAUACCACAGCAAAAAACCACAUUUCAUCCUCACAAUGAAACCUUAUCAUGCUCAUAAACAAGGCAGAGUGACGAUCCCAGUAAAAUUUAUGAGAUCAAAUAAUCUGGAGAAGAUCUCAAGUGUAACUUUAAGAAGCCCUGAUCACGAGAGAAGAGCAUGGAGUGUAAGAGUGUUGGUUGAAGAAACUCCUAAUCUCCGGGGCAGAAUGGACAGAGGCUGGCAUGACUUCUACGUAGCCAAUAAGCUCAAGGAUGGAGACGUUUGCGUUUUUGAACUCAAUCGUCGUCUUUCUCGACGUCCCACAUCUGUUUCAUUGGACGUUAAGAUCUUAACGACUCUCGUUUAAGACAUGCGUGGAUCCGCUCACCUCCUAAUUCUAUCUUGUUCUUGCAUGAAUAUUCGUAGGAGUCGAGUUCUCACUUUUUGUCACUGACUAGGGUGUCCUGUCUUAUGGUAGUUGUUUGUCAAUGCUGUAUUCUUAUUUUGCCUUAUAAGUCCUGUCUGUUUUGAAUCAUUUUCUUGGUGUUGCUCAGAUUCGUAUGCCUUAAUUUCAGAUUGCUUUUGACGGCAAGUUUGAAAGCAAAUCUAGUUUUGUGAAAU
Sesamum indicum (sesame) is the source of this 1203-nucleotide messenger RNA. RefSeq names its product B3 domain-containing protein REM8-like. Lineage: Eukaryota; Viridiplantae; Streptophyta; Magnoliopsida; Lamiales; Pedaliaceae. The record is from RefSeq and is a predicted model, not a curated record. Gene Ontology annotation, molecular function: DNA binding.